Messenger RNA from Pteropus alecto (black flying fox), 406 nucleotides. Its product is annotated as intermediate filament family orphan 1. The annotation marks the transcript as partial. The transcript has 3 exons. NCBI's taxonomy places the organism in Eukaryota, Metazoa, Chordata, Mammalia, Chiroptera, Pteropodidae. The record is from RefSeq and is a predicted model, not a curated record.
UCUCUAGUCUCUGCACUUGUCUCCCAUUAAGGUCCCAUCCAUGGGGGGGCGGAAGCGGGAGCGCAAGGCUGCCACGGAGGAGGACACCUCCCUCUCUGAGAGUGACGGGCCCCGCCAGCCCGAUGGGGAUGAGGAGGAGAGCGCAGCCCUCAGCAUCAACGAGGAGAUGCAGCGUAUGCUCAACCAGCUGAGGGAGUAUGAUUUUGAGGACGACUGUGACAGCCUGACGUGGGAGGAGACUGAGGAGACCCUGCUGCUUUGGGAGGAUUUCUCAGGCUAUGCCAUGGCAGCCGCAGAGGCCCAGGGAGAGCAGCAGGAAGACAGCUUGGAGAAGGUGAUUAAGGAUACGGAGUCUCUGUUCAAAACCCGAGAGAAAGAAUAUCAGGAAACCAUUGACCAGAUAGAG